This is a messenger RNA of Neltuma alba, 1028 nucleotides long. RefSeq names its product aspartic proteinase CDR1-like. The annotation marks the transcript as partial. NCBI's taxonomy places the organism in Eukaryota, Viridiplantae, Streptophyta, Magnoliopsida, Fabales, Fabaceae. The transcript is spliced from 4 exons. Gene Ontology annotation, cellular component: extracellular region. The record is from RefSeq and is a predicted model, not a curated record.
GUCUAUCAUCUUCUUCCGAUGCUUGUCAUAAUGAUAAAACCCUAAUCAGAAGCAGCUUCAGCGUCGACCUUAUUCAUCGAGACUCAGUUUUCUCACCAUUUUACAACUCUUCUCUGUCACGUUCACAGAUCAUAAUGAAAGCAGCGAGGCGAUCGGUUUCUCGAAUCAAACACUUUCGCGAUCGGACUGGUGGUGGUGGUAAUGGAGCUGUGAUAACUCCGAACAGAGGAGAUUAUCUGAUGAAGAUGUUCAUGGGGACGCCAUUGGUGGAGCUUCAUGCAGCAGCAGACACAGGAAGCGACCUCGUUUGGGUUCCGUGCUUGCCUUGUGGAGGUUGUGAUCCCCAGAACGCGUUUGAUCCUGCAAAAUCUUCCACUUUCAUGGUGCUGACUUGUGAUUCCCAGCCCUGUGCCUCCUUACCCAGACAUUCCUGCGGAAAUUCAAAUCAGUGCAGGUACUUCUAUAAAUAUGGAGACCAAUCAUUCUCUACAGGAGACUUAGCCACAGACACAAUCAACUUCGGCAACGCUGUUUCGUCUCCUUCAACUGUGAUUGGAUGUGGACACGACAAUCAGUUCGAAGACAACACAGGAAUCGCAGGUCUAGGUGGCGGUCCUCUCUCUCUUAUUUCCCAACUCGGCGAUCAAAUCCGCCAUAAAUUCUCCUACUGUCUCCUCCCUUUCUCCUCCAACACCAACAGCAAACUCAAGUUCGGCGACGAAGCAACGACCUCUUCAUCCCCAAACAACGAUGACGCCAUCGUCUCCACUCCUCUGUUCACCAAAACCCGACAACCUUUUACUAUGUCAAUCUCGAAGUGUCACCGUUGGGCACAAGACUGUUCAGACAGUGAGCUUAGAGACGCAGUGAGAGAAGCCGUUGGGGUUGAACCGGUGACGAAACCACCUGAUCCGUUGGACUUGUGUUUCCGAUAUGAGUCUGAGAUGAGGAGAAGUGACAGUAUUUCGAUUCUGGGAAAUAUUGCUCAGAUCAAUUUUCAGGUGGCAUUUGAUCUUGCAGAACAGAAA